UAGCAAUCUAAGAUUGUAAAAAGUAUUGCUUGGUUUGUUUUUAUCGACAUAUAUAAUUAGCAAAAAUAAUAUUCGCUGGUUUGUCUCUAUUUACACAUUGUAAGUAUACGCAAAAUAUGUGAUGUGCUCUUAACAUGAACCCGUCUACUUAUCAAAUAAUUACUUUCACAUCGAAACACCAAUUAUCUGCGUUUGAUGGUGACAACUAAACUUUUAAUGGAAUCUAUGGACAUUUUUAUGUCAAGCAUCCAGAGAUACAGGAAACUCCAAUCGCAAACAUUUCUCUUCACAUGAAACUAGUUAUGGUGUGUAUAAAUAAGUGUGUAGGAAUGGGAGUUUCAAGAAGAGAAUUUCCUUUGUUUAACAGUCUCUUUCUUUACUGUAAUUCUACCCUGUUAUUUCGAUUAUUUCAAAUCCAAUAAUUUUCUCAUCUUGUUAAAUUCUUCGUUAUAUGUUGCAGUUGGGUCUUUAAAACUUCUACUUAAAGCUCAACUAAUCCAGUAUCAGUAAUCAGAGCAUAGUAGUAAUUAUUGAAGCAGUCCUAAUGUGUUGUUAGUUACAAUGGAAUUUUACUUCAUGUCGGUUUCAAAACAGUUUCUAUCCUCUGAAUUGAUUCUGAUAAUACUUUUUGUUAAUCAAGAUUAACUUGUAACUUGUUCAAGUGAUUUUCCUGUGAUGAACACAUAUUUCAACCUUUUACUGGACUAUCCUUACCAAAAAACUGAAUAUUUGAACUACGAAGUAUUUACGUAAACAACCACAUUUUGCCAAAUCGUUAUUUUAAGUAACGGAUAUUCCCGUAUCGACACUACUGUACAACAAAAGCAAAAAUUCUCUAACGCGUUUUGAAUUUAAUGUGACAACUCUGUUUAUAAUAAUUGUAAUCUGAUGGUAAUAUUGUGGCAAACCGCACAGGAUGAAAAUGUGUCAAAAGGGACUAACCAAUUUCAGUCCUAAACAUUUAUGAGAAGAUUCAAACAACCAAUACAAAUAAAUUUUAGUUUAUUCUUUGGAAGAUAAUAAUCCACAACGACAGCUAACCAUAUUGUAGCAUUUUAGAAACACUAAGACUUCCAAAUAUCCUUGCAAGUGUUACACUAAUAAUGAUCAGCGAGAAAUAUUACUUAUCAAAAUUUUGGACAGAAACACGUCUUUCUUAACUUCGUUAUUUAAAAACAGACGUCUAAAAUAAACUUCAAUUAGAGAUAUCUUUACAUUUUAUAGAAACUUGAAAAAAAGGUAUUCAAUUGUAAAAUCCUUCAGGUUUUGUAUUUCAACAUCUUUGAACACCAAAUACAUUUAGGUAUGUAUGUGUUAUUCUGUUGGCUCUUUAUUAGUAAGAUUGGGCUCAUCACUAUCCAACAGCAGAUGGAGAACAAUCUGAAAACAGAAGGUUUUAUUCGCUGUUUAUAUAAUGUUAGUCAAUGAUUGAAUUUACAUUACGUGAGCAAAAUUUCCUCUAACUAUAUAAUGAAUACCUUAUGCACAUUUAAGGAGUUCAUGGUACACUUCGAUGUAAACAGUGAUGACAAAAUAACAAAAACAGAAUUCCUUGAAGCUGCGAAACAAAUUAAAAUUGGGAAAAUAACUGAUGCAGAAAUGCGUUCAGCAUUUAGAAGUGCUGAUAAAAAUAAAUCUGGUAAACUCGAUGCUUAUGAGUUGAGGGAUUUUUUGAAAAAACAGAAAAAUGUCGUUUCCAUGGAUCUCUGUACCAAGUGGAUAAGACAGAAUGAUAAAAACGGAGACCAAAAAUUGGAUUAUGAAGAAUUUUUGAAGUUUGUUCAAUCCAUGUUAUGAAAAGAGGACAUUGGCUUCAUUUGCUCACCUUUACAAUACUAAAAACUAAUAUAAGACUAAAUACUUAAAAGUAGCCAUUUGUGUAUUUUUUAAAUAAACGUAUGAAUAAAUUAUGAAAGUUAUCUGGGGAGAAUAAUACUUACAGUUGUGCAAAUAACCAGUAUCAUUUUAAUUGUUCUCUUAAAAUUUACGUUUAUAAUGUAUGAGUUUCUAUUACAAUUAAUG
Molecule: messenger RNA, 2022 nt
Organism: Schistosoma mattheei
Lineage: Eukaryota; Metazoa; Platyhelminthes; Trematoda; Strigeidida; Schistosomatidae
Source: the annotation of a GenBank genome assembly